AUGUCCCAGACCAGACCCAAUGUGGCUGCUGCGGCCCCAGCCCCCUUUGUUGUUGAACCUGUCACCAUGCCGCACACGCACACCUUGAUCCUGCUACAUGGCCUAGGGUCUAACGGCGAGAAGUUUGGCCGAGAACUUCUAGAGACGGGUAUCGCCUCGGACGGCACUACACUCGCCCAGAUUUUGCCUCAUGCCAAAUUUGUGUUCCCCACAUCUCGCUGGCGACGUUCCUCUGCUUUUGGCCGGUCGAUGUUGAGGCAGUGGUUCGACAUCGCCUGCCUACCUGACCCCUCAAAACGCAACGAACUUCAGAUUAAGGGGCUGGAAGAAUCUGCCCACGAGCUCAUCGAACUUCUGCGACAAGAGCAAGAGAAAUACAACAUCUCUGCCCGCAACAUACUUCUCGGCGGCAUCAGCCAAGGGUGCGCAAUGUCCCUCUCAGUCCUUCUGAGUCUUGAUUACCCCAUUGGUGGCUUUAUUGGACUUAGUGGGUAUCUUCCGUUUCAGAACGACAUUAUUGAUACGAUGGAGGACUACGCUGCCAAGGACGAUGACGAAGACGAUUUUUUUAGCGGCGGUGACCUCGAGAAUGAGCCUAAGGACCCAGCGGUUUUGGCGGCCAUUUUUGAGCGAGACCUGCUGUCUUUCCCGCCCGCAGGCAGUCAUGCCUGCGAUAAAACUGCUGUGCUUACCCCGGUUUUUUUCGGCCACGGCACGGCAGACGAAAAGGUGCCACUGCCUCUUGCUGAGGAGAUGGCAACGACGAUGAAGAAAGCCGGCUACCGUGUGGAGCUUAAAUUGUACGAGGGUUUUGGGCACUGGUACAAAAUCCCAGACGAGAUCGACGAUAUUGUCAGGUUUAUUCGGUCGGAAACCGAGUUUGCGAGAAGCUAA
Molecule: messenger RNA, 894 nt
Organism: Grosmannia clavigera kw1407
Lineage: Eukaryota; Fungi; Ascomycota; Sordariomycetes; Ophiostomatales; Ophiostomataceae
Product: phospholipase/carboxylesterase
Exons: 1
Coding region: 1-894 (297 amino acids)
Biological process (GO): proteolysis; protein depalmitoylation
Cellular component (GO): cytoplasm
Molecular function (GO): serine-type peptidase activity; palmitoyl-(protein) hydrolase activity; carboxylic ester hydrolase activity
Source: RefSeq, a predicted model, not a curated record